This is a messenger RNA of Limanda limanda (common dab), 4506 nucleotides long. It is a transcript of the gene tbc1d12a, whose product is annotated as TBC1 domain family, member 12a. Bases 243 to 3167 code for a protein of 974 amino acids. The transcript is spliced from 13 exons. The record is from RefSeq and is a predicted model, not a curated record. Lineage: Eukaryota; Metazoa; Chordata; Actinopteri; Pleuronectiformes; Pleuronectidae.
CGGACUGAGGCUGCAGCUCCGCAGCUGAGCGCUGGUGGGAUUUAAUCACUCUUCUUCACCGGGAACGAGCGCUGUUCUCCCGGUGUUCUCCGGGCAACGCUGCGGCACCUCCGGCUAAAAUGCUUGCCCCUUCCUCCCGGAACAUCCGAACCUGCUGCUGCGGAGCUCGGCCCACCGGGCACGGGCACUCGUCGCGGGAUCUCACGCCCGAGGCCGGGGCUCUGUCGACGGACUGAGCGGACAUGGAGGAGACCGGAGGCGGGUCGCUUUGCUUCGAUUUAACCGACGAGGCCGGAGGAGUGCGAGCGGGGCUCGGGGCUCUGACAGACCACAGCAUCGCACUGCUAGCCGGUGUCAGUGGGGGUCCGGGAGCCGGGAAGGGCCAUUUCUAUGUGACCGGUAACGGAAGGAAUGUAAACACGGACACGUCGGUACAUCCGGCCCCGGUACAGAAUGAGGUGAUGCUGGUAGAGAAGAGCCUGACAGACCGCCUGGAAGACCGGUGUGUGGGGUCGGGGGGUGUCGGGGACCACUGCGGCCUGAACGGAUUCACUGAGUCACGGUGUCAGGAGGAGCCGGCCAUGGUGGCCCUGGAGGAGGGAGGAGCAGCGGGCACAGCCGCUUCCUGUCCGGCUGUGCCCGGGACUGGGGUUCCAUUGGACACGGGUCUGCAGAUGCUGCAGCAAUCUGCGGGGGGAAUCCCGGAUGUAGCCGUGGGAGGAGAGGAGCCGAUGGGCGGUGGUGCGGUUACCGGGGCUCAGAGGACUUGUCUUCCCAUCGAGCUGCUGCCAUGCCCGGGGAAGCAGCAGGGGAAUUGCGCAUUAGACAUGUCCAACGGGAUGGUGGACAGUGAGGACCCCGAGGUGGACAGAGAGGACCCCGGGGUGGGGGUGAUGGACACUGAGUACCCUGGGGUGAACGGUGAGGACCCCGAGGUGGACAGUAGGGACCCCGGGCUGGACAGUGAGGACCCCGGGGUGGUGGACACUGAGGACCCCUGGGGGGUGGACAUUGAGGACCCCGGGCUGGACAGUGAGGACCCCGGGGUGGUGGACACUGAGGACCCCUGGGGGGUGGACAUUGAGGACCCCGGGGUGGACACCGCUUAUAACCGGACAGCAGUGUGUUCCAGACCCGGUGUGUGCGACGUGGACUGCGGGGAAGUGAAAUUAGCCAACGGGGGUUUACACAUCAGCUCCAGAGCAACAUGUGACUCUUCAGACUCAGACUGGGACAGCCAUGUGGACCCGGGGACAGGGCGAGAGACUUGGGACUGCAGCGGGGACGAGGUCCCUCAGUGCCCCGGGGAGGAUGCUCCUGCUGCCGCGGAGCUCCCUCCCUCCCCCGAGGUCUCCCCCACCCCAGAUUCAAGUGCCAAACCCCCCUCACCCAGCCCGUCACCCCCCGGUGAACCAACCGGCGACAGCCCGCUGUCAGAGCACGAGUCCGAGGAGGACGAGGCGGGCUUCGGGGACCUGAGUCUACCCGUCAGGCCGCAGAGCCUGAGGACUAACCCCGGCCUCCCGGUGUCCCUGAGCUGCGACGCCACCCCGCUGUCCCCGGACGAGGAUGGGGGCUUUUAUUUUGGAGACGCCGGGUACAUGGAGGAGUGCCGGGGGGCGAUGGAGGCGGCGGGUCGGAGACAGAGUGCUCCGGACAAACUCCCGGACCUGAGCGACCACACGGACUGCUCGGACGGCACACUGAUGCCAAAGAGGUUCGGCAUCGCUGACUUCUUCACCAGGAGCCUAUUUUCUAGGAAAUCCAAAGAGCCGAAGGCACUGACCCAUAAUGCAGCAGGAUGGCGACUGUUUGGCAAGACAGGACCCCGAGGGGCGGAUCCAACUAAAGACCAAGCCUCCACAGUGGCCAAUCAGCAGUCUCCACAGGAGGAGGAAGAGGAUGAGGAGGAAGAUGAGGAGUUGAAAGACUCAGAUGUGUCUCCGUGUCGGGAGCGCCCCCCAGCUGCAGGGAGGAGGAAGAACCUGGAGUUUGAGCCUCUCUCCACCACAGCUCUCAUCCUGGAGGAUCGACCAGCGAACCUUCCGGCCAAAUCUGAAGAGGAAACUCAGCGACACAAACUGGAAUAUGAGGAGAUGGUUGCAGGAGCAAAGAGGAGAGAGUUGAAAGAAGCGCAGAGGAAGAAGCGUCAGAUGAAGGAGAGACACCGGCAGGAGGACAUCAUCUCCAACGCCAUGGUCAUCUGGAACACUGAGAUCCUCCCUCACUGGGACACCAUGAAGGGGACGAGGCGGGUGAGAGACCUGUGGUGGCAGGGACUUCCUCCCAGCGUCAGAGGUCGAGUUUGGAAUCUCGCCAUCGGCAACGAGCUCAACAUCACGGCAGAGCUGUACGAGAUCUUUCUGUCCAGAGCCAAAGAGAAGUGGAGGAGCUACAGCGAGACCAGCUCAGUGAACGACAACGAGAGUGAUGGAGGAGCGUCUCUGGCCGACAGAGAGUCCAGUCUUGACCUCAUCAAACUGGACAUUUCCAGAACCUUCCCGUCUCUCUUCAUCUUCCAGAAGGGCGGUCCGUACCACGACCUCCUCCACAGUGUUCUCGGAGCUUACACUUGUUACAGGCCCGACAUCGGCUACGUUCAGGGGAUGUCGUUCAUCGCUGCUGUUCUGAUCCUGAACCUGGAGGAGGCCGAGGCCUUCAUCACCUUCGCCAACUUGCUCAAUAAACCCUGUCAGAUGGCGUUCUUCAGGGUCGACCACGAACUGAUGUUGAAAUACUUUGCAGCCUUUGAGAUUUUCUUUGAGGAGAAUCUUCCUCGUCUCUUCAGCCACUUCCAGUCGAACAGCCUGACCCCUGACCUCUAUCUCAUCGACUGGAUCUUCACGCUGUACAGUAAGUCCCUCCCCCUGGACGUGGCGUGUCGGGUGUGGGACGUCUUCUGUCGGGACGGGGAGGAGAGCUUGUUUCGGACGGGCCUGGGUAUCCUGCGUCUGUUCGAGGAAGUCCUGCUGCAGAUGGACUUCAUCCACAUCGCUCAGUUCCUCACGCGCCUCCCGGACGACCUGCAGUCGCACACGCUCUUCGUCGCAAUGGCCAACACGCACAUGAUCAGCAGAAACCGCCGCUGGGCUCAGGUGUUUUCUGCUUUGACGAAGGAAGGAAUCAAAGAGGUGGAUAAGAACACCAGCCCGGCGUUGAGAAGUUAACUGCUGAUGCCGAGCGCUGCUGUGGAGGAGGACGGAUCUGGCGUCAGGCGGCCGGGAACUUCAGAGGUGAAUGUGAGCUCGUCCUGUCGGCACUGAAGCGAACACCUGAGGCUGCGUGGCUUCAAGCUAAACUCUUCACUCCCAAGCUCGAAGCAAACACCAGGCUGAGGUCAGAGGAACCGUCAGCUUGAGCCUCCAAGUCGGUGAAGGACGAACGACCCCCCCCCGGGAGUCUGCGCAGGGACCAGAGCGGUCGGUCAAACCUACACAGCCACUGUCAGUAUUUCACGUAGAGAUUUAGUUUUGAUGAAGCAGCAGCGUCAUGGUUCACCAGCGUAUCAAAGAUGGAAAAAUCAAACAUACUUUCAGCCGCUGGCCGGGUGCAAACACUUGAUCCUGGCCUUUGAUUGGUUUUUGGUGAUCCUGUCCCCCCCCGUGUCGGGACGUCAACGCCACUAAGAGCGAGUAUUUCUCCGUGUGUAAUUCUCAGCCUCCAGCUCUAAUGUUUCGGUGCUAAUCAAUUUCUGAAGGCUUUGACUCGUCUGUGGUUUAAUAAUUAACUUCGGUCUUCGUGUUUUUUUUAAAAUCUCGCACUGUUGUUUCAUUUGCUGCUUUUUCAGCUCGAACCAGACGAUUGAUAAGGCUCCAACUUUAAACUGUAACCUUUUAAACUUAAAAUCUCUUGACAUUUAGAAAAUAACAUGGUAAGAAUCUUAAAGACAUUGUGUACAACGUAGAUUUUCCAAAUCAUAAGUCAGAAUACGUUGAAUCAUUGAUCCUCAUUGAGUAAAAAACUAAUAUAAUAACAUAUUCUGUUUUUACAGGACAGUAAUUAUUCAACUGAUUUCAGCAACUAUUUCCUCUUUGUAUUUAAUCUGAAAUUUGAAAUAAUCUCCAGAAUCUAAAAAACUCUGAUGAUGCCUUUCAUUUUUUAAUUUAAAAUUUGGUGGAACAACUUUGAAUGUAGGAUGACGCAGUUUACAAUUAGUGUUCAAUUAAGAUUUUCUGUCAGGAAACUUUAUACCUGCAGCACCGACGCGUCAUCGUGAACGUUCAUCAUGUGACUCAUCAUUGAUUGUUAAAAUAGUUUUAUUUGUUGUUCGAGUUUGUGUGGCAUUGAGUCGUAUGGACACACAAAGGUUAGCGUUAAAACAGGUUUUUACAAAAAUAAUAACCACGUCAACAACGAUCAAUGCUAGAAACUCAGCAAUUUAUCCAAAUCUUUAUCUUUCACACAGGACUGUUUUUAACACUCCUCUGAUUUAAACACUAUUAAAUAUAAACCUCAGCACCAGUUCAUCCCAAACUCUACACACACACACACACACACAAACACACA